Messenger RNA from Asterias rubens (European starfish), 1624 nucleotides. RefSeq names its product E3 ubiquitin-protein ligase TRIM56-like. The transcript has a single exon. Gene Ontology annotation, cellular component: nucleoplasm; chromatin. Lineage: Eukaryota; Metazoa; Echinodermata; Asteroidea; Forcipulatida; Asteriidae. Bases 428 to 1579 code for a protein of 383 amino acids. Gene Ontology annotation, biological process: positive regulation of DNA-templated transcription. Gene Ontology annotation, molecular function: ubiquitin-protein transferase activity; zinc ion binding. The record is from RefSeq and is a predicted model, not a curated record.
UGCCCUCUCUCUAUAUUAUGUACGGGUGUCGACAUUUUUUUUUUUUCUUUCUCCAAACUGAAUCAUCAGCAGCGGUGCCGACAUGUUACGGACUCUAGGUGCAGUGUGCAAUCCUCGUUGAUGCAAAGAGGGAAUGGGUCUUAUGUUCAGCAGCAGGCAUCAUUGACGCCAAAGGCACAAAGCAAGGAAUCUCGCAUCGUUGAGCUGCUCUCCUUCUUCGAUUAUUAAACUCAUGUCGCGUGUUAUGCAUGGACUAUAUUGAAAAACAUCGCCUGCUUUCACCAUCGGUGAAAAUACGUGUUUAUUAAUUUGUAAUUUUGGGCUCGCGUUUUCUCAUACUGUGUAAAGAUCGGAUGAUGGGUUUAACACACAAUUUAUACGUCUCCAAUGUAGUGUGGUUGACGUAGUAGGGUAGUCGUUUCCAGUCAUGGCUGCCUCGUCGUUGCUCGAAAAGAUAGGGGACUUUUUGGAGUGUCAAAUAUGCCUUGAGACCUUCAAACAUCCCAAAGUAUUGCAAUGUCUUCAUACAUUCUGCCAAAAUUGUUUGGAUCAAAUGGCUCCCGAUGGAACAGUUGUUUGUCCCACAUGUCGGGCAGAGACCAUCCUACCGAGGGAGGGUGUGAUGGACCUGAAGAAUAACUUCGUAUUGGCAAAUCUAUUAGAGCUCGUCACCUCCCUCCAGAAGCCAUUGGUGGGUGAAAUAACAGCUGAUGGAAACUUCAAUACGUCUUUCAUGUGCUCCAAUUGUGACGAGAGCAGUGCACAUGCUACGUCACGCUGCCUCAACUGUUGUGAGUUUCUCUGCGUCGAGUGUGUGGCAGCCCACCGGCGAUUGAAGGCCCUACGCCACCAUGUUAUGCGAGAUAUCCAUGCCUGGCUAGCGGCAGGAGAGCAGGUAGGUCAAAGCCACGACAUUAAGAGCGAGCAGAAUGGUUGCAGUAGUAGUGGCGCCUAUACAUGUUCCGAGCACACCAAUGCUGAAGUCACUGCAUACUGCGAGGCUUGUGAUCUCCUCGUCUGUGAGACAUGCAGCCGCACCGAGCACACCCGGUCCCCACACCGACUGGCGACCAUCCACGAAGCAGCUGAGAGGCAACGAGAAGAAAUCAAGACCAUCCUGGCUGAAUGUAAGAGAAAGCUAGGUGUUUUCUCUACAGCCAUCGAAUGCACCGUCCAGAUCGCCAGGGAUCUGCAGCGUCGCACCGACCGGGCUCAGAAAGAUCUCCAGAACACUUCCCGUGAGUACAUCAGGCUGAUACAAGAAGAGCAAAGCCGGCUCAUCAACGAGCUCCACAAGAAGAAAGAGGACAAGGAGAGUGAGAUGGCCGCUCACAUCGACAGCCUUCAGCGAGCCGUCGACAUGAUCCGUAACAUGUGCUCCCUAGCAGACAACUCACUGAUUAACGGGAGUCAUGUGGAAGUUUUGCGCGCCAAAACGCAGCUGAUAAAUCGACGCCAGCAGUUGGACCGUGUGAGCAUACGUAAUAUGCCCAUUGACACCAGCUCACUCAGAUUUGUGCCCAGUUCUGAACCAAACCUCAUGGAAAAUAAAUUAGGCCACAUUGAAGACUUGAGUUGAGGUUAUAAAACUCAAAGUGUUACUAAUGUUAGUCAGGCCCGUUAC